This is a messenger RNA of Carassius auratus (goldfish), 4110 nucleotides long. Its product is annotated as rho guanine nucleotide exchange factor 2-like. Gene Ontology annotation, biological process: regulation of Rho protein signal transduction; actin filament organization; positive regulation of neuron differentiation. The transcript has 22 exons. The record is from RefSeq and is a predicted model, not a curated record. Gene Ontology annotation, molecular function: microtubule binding; guanyl-nucleotide exchange factor activity. Gene Ontology annotation, cellular component: cytoskeleton; ruffle membrane. The coding region runs from base 151 to 2766 and encodes 871 amino acids. NCBI's taxonomy places the organism in Eukaryota, Metazoa, Chordata, Actinopteri, Cypriniformes, Cyprinidae.
AAAUACACGAAUGCUAUUGGUUUAUAGUCUUAUUAGAUUCAGUAUCUCACGAAGGCUGUGGAGUUUCCUGUGAAAGAAAAAAACCUUGUGUGUCUUAUUAUACACCCAGUUCAUUCCGACUGCUGUUGGUAAAGUUUCCCUUUUCUCGCGAUGUCCCGUGUCUCGGACCCGUCGCCGAAAGCACGCCAGGAAAAAUUGAAAGACGUUAAUGUAAAGAACAAAGAGAAAGAGCGGAAGGCACGGGAGAAAGAGACAAAGGAGCGUGAGUCGCGUUACAGCAAUGGUCAUCUGUUCACCUCCCUCAGUGUUUCUGCCACCACACUCUGCUCUGCAUGCAACAAGAGCAUCACCGCAAAAGAAGCCCUCAGCUGCCCCACUUGCAAUGUGACCAUCCACAACCGCUGCCGUGACACACUGGCCAAUUGCGCCAAAAUGAAACAGAAGCAACAGAAGCUGGCUCUGCUCAGGAGCACCGCGACUUUACAUAAUGUGGCCCUCCGCAGCAAAAAUCCAAUAUUGAAGGAGAGGCCGAGUUCAGCCAUUUACCCAUCAGAGACACUGAGACAGUCUUUCCUCGGUUCCCGCAAAGGACGCUCCACGCUGUCCCUCAACAAGAGCGUCUCCACCAACAACAUUGCAGGAAGUCUGAAUGAUGAUUCUCCUGUGGGACUGAGGCGGAUUCUGUCUCACUCCACAGACUCUCUGAACUUCAGGAACAGAGCCAUGUCCAUGGAAUCCCUUAAUGAUGAAGGAGAAAUGUAUUAUGCGUCAAUGAUGGAGGAGCUAGAGAAGGAUGGGAAGGAUUUUAAAGUUGAUUCCUGGAGUAUGGCUGUGGACUCUUCUUAUCUACAGUCUCAACGCAAAGAUGUCAUCAAGAGACAAGACGUCAUAUAUGAGCUGAUUCAGACGGAGCUGAACCACGUGCGUACGCUGCGGAUCAUGGAGGGGGUGUUUCGCAGAGGAAUGCUGGAAGAGGUGUUGAUGGAGAUGGGCGUAGUUCACGCCAUCUUUCCCUGCUUAGAUCAGUUGUUGUCUAUUCACUCCAGUUUCCUGAGCCAACUACUGCAGAGAAGAAACGAUAGCCUGGCACCCAGCAGCGCCCGCAACUUCACUAUCCAAAAGCUGGGAGAUAUACUGGUGGAGCAGUUCUCAGGACAGAAUGCGGAAGAGAUGAGGAAAUGCUACGUUGAAUUCUGCAGUCGACACUUGAAAGCUGUGAAACUCUAUAAGGAGCUGUUGGCCCGUGACAAAAGGUUCCAGCAGUUCAUACGGCGGGUGAGCAGAGGUUCUUUACUGCGUCGCCAUGGUGUCCAAGAGUGCAUCUUACUCGUCACUCAACGCAUCACUAAAUACCCUGUACUUAUCAAGCGCAUACUAGACAACACUAAAGGUAAUGAAGAAGAGAGUAAAUCUCUGGCUGACUCUCUGACGCUGAUCCGGGAGCUGCUGUGUUCCGUGGAUCAGCAGGUUCAAGAGUUAGAGCGAGCACAGCGUCUGCAGGAGAUCCAGUCCCGUCUGGACCCACGCGCUGAGACGAAAGUUAAGGGUGGAGGAGUGUUUGGUGGAGGAGAGCUGCUGCGCCGUCGACUCAUUCACGAGGGAGCACUGCUCUGGAAGACUGCUCAAGGCUCCAGACUCAAAGAUGUGCAUGUUUUGUUGAUGACAGACAUCCUGGUGUUCAUGCAGGAAAAAGACCAGAAGUUUAUUUUUCCCUGUUUGGACAAACCGGCAGUGCUGUGCCUUCAGAAUUUGAUAGUGAGAGAUAUAGCCAAUCAGCAGCGAGGAAUGUUCCUCAUCAGUCACUCCACACCUCCAGAGAUGUACGAGCUCCACGCCGCCUCCAAAGAGGAUAGAAACACCUGGAUGAAAAUCAUCCAGCGGACAGUGAGCAACUGUCCAUCAAGAGAGGACUUCCCUCUGAUCGAAACUGAGGACAAAGCUUUGCUACGCCGACUCAGAGCUGAUAUCCAGCAGAAGGACCGUGAAGUUUUGGAGCUGCUACAGGAGCGUGUGACAUUGUUCUCUGAUUUGGCCGAGGCCACCGGAGGUCAGAACGUCAACGUUCCCACAAACUCCAGAAAUAUAUUCAGAGCAGAUACGCCCUACGCCCCCCAGGCGGAGAAGCUACUGAAUGACGCCAUUGUUGAGGUGGACAGACUGAGUGAAGUGCUGUUGGGUUCCAGCAUCGAGCGUCCACAGUCCUGCAGAUUGAACGGUGAAUCGACCGAGGUACAAUUCACCUCUAAAACAACAGAUAAAGGAACGAUAUCAGUUAACGGAAUCCGUGAAAUAAACAGUUCAUCCAACAAGAUUUCACAGGACAGGAAUGGGAACCAGCUGCAGGACAAGAUGCUAAACGAGGAGGUGUGCCAAAGACUUGUGAACCUCAGCACUCAGCUUCAUGCAGUACAGGCUGCAGUGAUCAAGCAGGACUCGUUCCUGGAGGUGUACAUGCAGAAGGACUUGUGUCCCGCUACAGCAGCAGAGCUGGAGGCCGGCGGUCCUCAGGGCACUCGAGGAGAUCUGGCAGAGCUACAGCGCAAGUACAACCUCCUGCAGGGAGAAUUGAUCCGACUACGGGCCGCCCAGGACAAGAAGGGAGAAAAACAACUCCAAGAGCUGCGGCUUAAAGACACGAUGGACACGCGUGACACCUUGAUCUCGCAGGAAACAGCAGUUCAGGUGGAUGGCAAGCAGGAGGACAGUCCCAGAGAUCUGCAGGAUAUCCCAGAGGAGAGUGAGUGUGGGACAGAAGCUCACAGUUAACAUCAGCUCGACUACAAGAUCCUUCCUUAACCUCCUGCGAUACUCUGGAAACACACAUCAGUCAGAGAUGACUCGAGGCCUGUUCACACCACGCCAAACACAGACACAUUUCAUUUAAACAUUUAAACAUUUACAUGCUGGCAAUGUGACUACAUAUAUAUAUAUAUAUAUAUAUAUAUAUAUAUAUAUAUAUAUAUAUAUAUAUAUAUAUAUAUAUAUAUAUAUGAAUAUAGAAUGUAAUUCACAGCCGUUGGUGUUUCAUAAAACUGUGACUCCGUGGUGCUCAUGAACAGACUGUUUUGCUCAACGACAGAGGAUGAAUCUUUGUGUGUCUCUGUAGUCUUGUAUUUGGUGUUGCCUGAUAAACACCAGAGCGAGGGCUAUUAGAAAACAUGUCAAUACUGUUUUAAUUUCCUUUCUCUUCUGUGAAAAACACUUUGUGUACUGGAGUAACCAGGGUAUUUCUGCUUUUUCUAUAAGGAUCUCCUUCUCUCAGAGAGCGACUUGGCAUGUUCAUUCAGACCUGCCGUUUUUUAUGCAUUGGUUUAAACAGACAAAAUGCAAAAAAUUUGACCAAAUUUUUGUUGGUGUGAACUGGCCUUUACUCUGUAGAACAAAGUUAUUGCAUUUUAUAUGAAGCAUAGUAUAGAACAAGUAAGUCUUUUUCAGGAUUGUCAGUGUUUUGGCAAACAUUGUCUACAUUUUACAGUUGUGUUAUUUAAAAGGUUAAAGGUGUAUUUAUUUAUUUUUUAAUGAAAGGACUAAAUACUGAGUUGGAACUGAAGGAAACUUUACAGGAUAUUCUGAGCUUGUUUUAAUAUUUCGAUUGUCAAUUUUAGCUGCAUUUUUGUCCAUUGCUCUAUUAUUGGAAGGAUGUGUCAUUGGACAUGAUUUUCUUCAGCUGAAAAUAAGUGAUGUUAUGAUAAAGAUGAAAUUGAAUGCCCUGCUUAAAAAAGACUUUGAAUGCAGUUAUAACUACCACAGUUUACCUCUAUAAAUGGUAAUAAAUCAAUGUUAAUAUAACCAGUGAAGGUUAUCUUCUAUACUCCUAAAAAAAAAAAAAGAAAAAGAAAAAAAGGAAAUUUGAUAUUAAUGUUGAUAUUGAUAAUGGAAUGAAGUGGAACAUGAUUGUAAAUUCUUCUCUGGCCACUUGAAAUCACACUAAAGCUUUGUUUAAUGCCACACUGUUGAUAUUGUCCAUGUAUAAAUGUUUGGGGAAGAACAGCACCCUUUAAACAUAGCUGUUAAAUCAUUGUAUUUUUAUUCAUUUUUCAUUGUACUGUGUGUUUAAAAUAUAUGGCUGUAAUUAUGUUUUGUCUUCUAUAUAAAUGCAUUGAUAACGGC